AUGGUUUUGGGCACAUUAACACAGUCGAGGGUUACACCGUACUUGAUCUAUCUCGUAUUUAUUGUCACGCUUGGUCCGCUUCAAUUUGGCUUCCACCUGGCAGAGCUCAAUGCCCCUAAAUCUGUGAUAACAUGUGAACGUCAAGGGAUUCAUUCUUCGGGAAUCACGAGUCUUCCACAAUGCUUUCCUAUGACCCCAUCGCAAUUUGGCCUCGUCUCUUCGAUCUACACGCUCGGUGGCUUACUUGGAGCCCUGCUAGCAGGACCCAUCGCAACCAAAUAUGGACGUCUACUUGCAUUACGAGUCACCACGAUAUUCUUUAUUCUGGGGCCUGUGGCGGAGACACUUGCACCAGCAAUUUCCCUCUUGAGUCUUGGUAGAUUUCUCUCUGGAAUUGGUUCUGGUGCUGCAAUUGUGGUUGGUCCUAUCUACAUUUCGGAAAUUGCUCCUCCCAGUUCUCGAGGCCUCUUCGGUGCCUUCACCCAGGUCAUGACCAAUGUCGGUAUUUUGUUGACACAAUCCCUGGGAUACUUCUGGAGCAAAGCAAGCCUCUGGAGACUCAUACUGGCUGUGGCCGGAAUCAUCGGGGCCCUGGAGCUCUUGGGGUUGUUCUUGGUACCAGAAAGUCCUUCGUGGCUCGCAGAACACCAGAAGAUCAGUCAGGCACGCCGCGUCCUGCAGCGGAUCCGCGGUCGGGAUGCCGACAUUGAAGCGGAGAUUGAGAGUUGGAGCACCUCAGAUGUCCCUGCAUCUGGCGAGGAAGAGUCCUUGCUCUCUAAUUCUUCCGGUGACAGGCCGUCUAGAAAGGCUGCAGUCACGUUCAUGCAGGUUGUCAAAGACCCCUAUUACCGCCCGGCUAUUAUUGCUGUGGUUGGCGUGAUGGUCGCCCAGCAACUCACCGGGAUGAACAGCAUUGUUAUGUACAGCGUGUCUUUACUCCAAAGCAUCCUACCAACGACGGCUGCGCUACUCACAGUAAUUAUAUCUGCGGUUAAUCUCGUGAUCACGCUGGCGUGCUCUCCCCUGCCCGAUCGCAUUGGCCGAAAAUUGUGCCUGAUGCUGAGCAUCUGCGGUAUGGGCUGCAGUUCCAUACUUCUCGCGAUAAGUAUCUUCAUGAGCGCUAAGAUUUUGACGGCGAUCGCUGCCUUACUUUUUGUGGCAAGUUUUGCGGUCGGACUAGGCCCGGUCCCCUUUAUCCUGGCCUCCGAGCUCGUAGGGCCCGAAGCUGUCGGCGCGGCACAGAGCUGGGCGCUUGGUGCCAACUGGAUCGCAACCUUUGUGGUGGCACAAUUCUUCCCAGUGCUCGAUGAUGCCCUUGGUGGCCGUGGACAGGUAUACUGGGUGUUUGCAGCUAUGGCUGGGUUGUUCGGUGUCUUCAUCUAUCGAUAUGUGCCGGAAACCAAGGGCAGAGCUAAUGCCGACGAGGUUUGGGGACGAGCCGACCGACGACAAGACUGA
Messenger RNA from Penicillium roqueforti, 1458 nucleotides. Its product is annotated as putative MFS glucose transporter. The record is from RefSeq and is a predicted model, not a curated record. Gene Ontology annotation, biological process: monosaccharide transmembrane transport. Gene Ontology annotation, molecular function: hexose transmembrane transporter activity. The transcript is spliced from 2 exons. NCBI's taxonomy places the organism in Eukaryota, Fungi, Ascomycota, Eurotiomycetes, Eurotiales, Aspergillaceae. Gene Ontology annotation, cellular component: membrane. The coding region runs from base 1 to 1458 and encodes 485 amino acids.